GUACGCACUAGUUAUAAGGGCGCAUGAAACCACAACGUUCAUUAUUGAUCAAGACCCAGAGUAAAUAUGAAUCUGGUGUUCAACUUGCUUGUUUUCUUUCUCUUAUCAUGGACCGUUACUGGCAGAGGUAUGUGCAUGUUCUAAAAUAGUUUGUGUUAACUGUUCUGUUUAUAUAUAUAUACUUGUGCCUUUAUCGUGCAAGAUCAGAAUUUAUUAGAGUAUUAAUCAUUCCACCUGAUGCAACAAGCCAACAAUUAUUAAAAAAGCAAAAAUAUAUAUCAGUGACAAAAGACGCGAUAUCAAUAAUAUAUCGUUAUAGGAAACUCGUUGCACAGGACAUAGUUUUUGUGUCGUAGAAAAAAACCUGUAAUAAGCCUUAUCUUAUAACAUUCUCCGCAUCCUCCUGUUUUACUCACUCAGCAAUAACGAACUAGUCGGUAUGUUUGUAAUUGUCAAGCACGCGAGUACCAUGUAUAUGCAUGAGUUUCUCGUUCGGUGAUUUGGACAACUACACUCUGCAUGAGUGUGAUCAACAGUAAAUAACUCAUCAUUUUUAAUUCAGCCUCAUUUUUACAUUACUUUACCUUAUAGCGAUGAAGAAGAAACACUGUCCAAUAGUCUGUACAACACGCGUUGAUCCAGUAUGUGGUUCUGAUGGAAAAACAUAUCGUAACCAAUGUGUUUUGUAUGCGACAGCUUUUUGCGAGGGAAAAAAGAUCAGAAAAGUUCGCGAUGGAACUUGCAGUGAGUAGAACAAUUUUCACUCUUUAAAAUUUUAUAACAUUAUAUUGUUUGCUUGAAAUGCACAAGAUUGGUUCAAUUGUUUAAGCAAUUCAGGAGCGACUGAGAGAAGCCAGCAUGCAACUAUAUCCAAAAUAAGACGGAACAUUUUCAAAUCCAAAUAAGUUAUGGACAAAUUUGCUUUUAUGACAUGCGCAGAGAAACAUUGUACGAUUUUCAAUUUAUGGAAGCUGUUAAAUAGGUGACAAGAAAUUUGACGGCUUAUUGAAAAGACCUCAUCGCAAACUCAGAUAUAUGCCUCAUGUGUCAUCGUAUAUAUAUUAUAUACAGCAAGAAGAACAGUGUUGUAUAAAAAAACUCUUUUAAUAAUUAAUCGGGUUCGAGUCGCUCUUUAAUUCUUUGGCUUCAAAGGCAUUCUCCGCGUCCUCCGCGGUUUCACUCACAAGAGAGGUUAAGAUUAACCGCAAACGGCAAACGACCAAACGUCAAAUCGUAUUUUGAGCUAAACUGUUGGGAUUGUUAAAAUAAUUAACUCUUCAAAGUUAAGAAAAAUUGUGCAACAAAGACAAAGUUGAAGCAUGAAUUAGCUAAUUAGCUGACGUAAACUUGUAGAACUUACCUUCAAAUGCGAUUUGAAGUUUGGUCUGCCGUAAACGCCAAUCUAUAACCUCUCUACUGUAUAACCAAUAACUAGCCUAUAACUCAUAUACAUCUCAUGCACUUAAUAUCAAGCAAGAGUAUACCAUGAGCAGUGAUGAGCUUCUCGUUCGCGUGAAUUGGAUUUUACUAGCCUAUAUACACUCUGAGUGUGUAAUCAACGUUAAACUAUAGUAGCUCAUUUUCAUUAUAUUCAGCAUCAUCAAAUUGUAUUAUACUUUCGUAGCCUGCCCAAUAAUCUGUACAGCAGAAUAUGAUCCAGUAUGUGGUUCUGAUGGGAAAACAUAUCCUAACGAAUGUACGUUGAACAUGGCAAUCAUUUGUGGAGGAAAAAAUAUCUCGAAAGUUCACGAUGGACCUUGCAGUGAGUAAAACAAUUUUGACUCUUUAAAAUUUUGCACUGACAAUAUAAUCCAAAAUAGAUUAAAGUUAUGGGCAAGUUUGCUAUAUAAUGACAUGUAAACAUUGUACGGUGUUCACUGAGUUUAUGGAAGCUGUUAAAUAGGUGCAUGACAACAAAUUUGGAUUGUUGAAAAAAUCUUAUCGGAAACCCAGUUACACGCCUGUACCAUCGUAUAUAUGCACAUUAAGUAUCAUGAAGAAACCUACGCAAAUUGUUCAGGAAUCACGAGUGUAUUUUAGUAUAUACGUUAUAGCUGUAUGCUUUUAACAGCAAUUAAUUCACAGUCUCAGCAGUACGCGCGUGCAUUCUCAUAAAGCGCUGCGAGCUGCAACAUAAAAUCAUAAUAAUUAUUCUAGUCAUUUAUUUCAUGGUAUAAAUGCAUGUAAUAUAUGGUUAAAAAAAUGAAAUUUGAACUGACAUAUAAUAUAGAGAGUUAGUUGAUCACUCUUUAUAUAUCAGUUCAAAUUUCAUUUUUUUAACCAUAUAUACAACUUAUAUCUUCAUGCCAGUAAGUAUCAUAUGCAUUUAUGCCAUAUGAAAUGAAUUAGAAUAAUAGUAUAUAAUUUUUGACAAUAUGAUUUUAUAUUGCAGCUCGCAGCGCUUUAUGUGAAUGCACGCGCGUACUGCUGAGACCGUGAAUAUAUAUAUAUAUAUAUAUAUAUAUAUAUAUAUAUAUAUAUAUAUAUAUAUAUAUAUAUAUAUAUAUAUAUAUAUAUAUAUAUAUAUAUAUAUAUAUAUAUAUACAGCAUGAAGGACCGUGUUGUAUCAAAAAACCUUUAAUAAUUAAUAGAGUUCGAUUCGCUUUUUAAUUAUUUGGCCGCAAUUAAGGCAUUCUCCGCAUCCUCCGGUUAGUUCCGGUUUCAACCACCAGAAAGGUUACUCAAUUAAGAUUAAUUCCGCAAAUGGCAAACGCGUCAAAUCGUAUUUUCAAGUCAACUGCAUGUUGGGAUUUUCAUAAUAUAGCUGUUCGAAGUUAAGAAAAAUUGUGCAUCAAAGUUGAAGCAUGAAUUAGCUAUUUAGCUGACGAAAACUUGUAUAACUCACCUUCAAAUGCGAUUCAAGUUUGCUGUUUCCAGUAAGUGCAUGGUCUGCCGUAAACGCCAAUCUUAACCUUUAACCAUGCAAUAACUAGUAACUCCGGUUAAUGUCAAGCACGAAUACCAUGAGCUUCUCGUUCGCAUGAAUUGGACAACGUACACUCUGAGCGUGUAAUAAACGCUAAACUACUGAUAGCUAAUUUUCAUUAUUAUUAUUAUUAUUAUUAUUCAGCAUCAUUAACUUCUUUAUAUUAUACUUUCUUAGCCUGCCCAAUAAUCUGUACAGCAGAAUAUGAUCCAGUAUGUGGUUCUGAUGGGAAAACAUAUCCUAACGAAUGUGCGUUGAACGCGACAAUCAUUUGUGAGGGAAAAAAGAUCUCGAAAGUUCACGAUGGACGUUGCAUGCGUGAGUAUUAAAACAAUUUUAAUUACUGUAUGUAAAAUCUUACAACAAGUAAUUUCCCUGAAAUCGCCUUCCGAUUCAUUCACUCAAAUACGAUUUGAAGUUUGCAGCUGCUGUAAACGUCAAUCUUAAAGGAUUAGUGUCAGGGUCAUGCAUUGCGGGCUUUUGCAUGUUAUUGUUUACAUUUUACUCAAAUACAACAAAUAGCGAUAAAAAUACCUUGUUUGGUACAUUUCUGAUAAAAUUAAAUCAGACAAAAAGAGCAAGGAGAUUGUAUAAAAGGAUGGUUUAAUUAUAUGACGGAUUGUAAACACUUUCCAAAUCAUCUAAUCUAUAUUCGUCCAGAGAAAUAGUCGCCAAGCAGGAGUUUGAGUCCGCGAAUUCCACUAAUCCUUUAAGUUUAACCUCUCUAUAGCUACUAACCAAUAACUAACUCGUAAAUCUCAGUUGUCAAGCACAGUCACUGAAUACAACGGGCUUCUCGUUCGGGUGAAUUGGACAACUACACUUUGAGUGUGCAUGUAACCAACAUAUUAAAUAGGUCAUCAUCAUUAUAAUAUAAUUCAGUAUCAUCAUUAACGUCUUUAUAUUACUUUCUUAGCCUGCCUAAUAGGCUGUACAGCAGAAUAUGAUCCAGUAUGUGGUUCUGAUGGGAAAACAUAUCCUAACGAAUGUGUAUUGUACCAAACAGCAUUUUGUGAGAGAAGAAAGAUCCGGAAAGUUCACAAUGGACAUUGCAGUAGUGAGUAAAACAAUUUUAACUCUUAUAUUAUGAGAUCAGUGAGGAUGACCACCCACCCAACCACGCACGGUAACCCACGCACACGAUUAUUGAUGAACUUUAUACAGUGCACACUACUUGACAAUAUCAUGGAGCUGCCCACAAGCUUCUAAACUAUUUCCAUAAUUUUUUCGUAAAAUUAGUAGCGUUUUUCCUAUAACUAUUACUUUCUAUUCCAAGCCACUAAAAAAAUUUCGCUCACCACGAAAACAAUCAGUUCGAUAGUUCCGAAAACAAUUUGCCGAGUCUAGCAGACAUUUGCCGCUUGACCAUGCACAUAAAUGAGCUUCUCGUUUGCGUGAACUGGGCAACUAUACACGCGUAUACUUUGAAUGUGUAAUCAAAUCUUGGUAGCUGAUCAUCAUUAUACUAAUAUAAUUCAGAAUCAAUAUCAUAAUUAACUUCCGUUUAUGUUAUACUUUCUUAGCCUGCCCAAUAUUCUGUACAACACACGUUGAUCCAGUAUGUGGUUCUGAUGGGAAAACAUAUCCUAACGAAUGUACGUUGAACGCGACAAUCAUUUGUGGGGGGAAAAAUAUCUCGAAAGUUCACGAUGGACGUUGCAGUGAGUAAAACAAUUUUAAUUAUGUAAAAUGCUACAACAAUAAUAUAAUUUCCUUGAAAUCGCGAGAUUCAUUCACUCAUGACGACUGAGUGAGAAAGGCGGGAGGGGGAUGAAAUACAAAACAAACGAUCCCAAAAACGUAUAUAGUACAUGCGGACUGUAAAUUCAACAUACGGAUAAGUUUGAUUUUCCAAAACUCCAGGUCUGCAUAAUAAUAUACUUUGCACACCACUUGACCAUAUACAUGGAACUGCCUACAAGUUUCUCUACAGUAUAUAAUUUAGAGUACAUAAGAAAUUUGUUACACAAACACAUUUUGUUUCGUGGAGAAAAAUUGAGAUAAGACUUGUCCGAAGAUUCUCUGGAUCUAUUCGGUUUUACUCAUUAUCGGAUCGUCUCAGUGCAAGCACGACUAUACCAUGUCCAUGAUCUUCUCGUCCAGGUGAAUUGGACAACUACACUCUCACAACUCUCACCGACUCUGUAAUCCGAACAUUAAAUAGCUCAUGAUCAUUAUAUAAUUCAGCAUCAUUAUCAUUAACUGCUUUAUAUUAUUACUUUCUUAGCCAUAAGGGAAAGACUCUGUCCCAUAUACUGUCCAUAUAUCUAUAAUCCAGUAUGCGGCUCAGAUGGAAAAACAUAUCCUAACAAAUGUGCGUUGUAUGCGACAGUUUUUUGUGAGAGAAAAAGGAUCAGGAAAGCUCACGAUGGACCUUGCAGUAAGUAAAACAAUCUUCACUCUACAUCAAAGAUUUUGAAACAAUAUAAUUCGCUUGAAAUGCGCAAAAUUGAUUCAAGAUUGAUUCAAGAUCUCUUUAUUUGCCUUCGAAAAUAUCAAAUCUACUUGUAUUCAGGUUUUAACCACAGAGAGGUUAACCGCAAACGACAAACUUUAGGCAACUCUGGGGUGGUAACUCGCCUUAAAUCGCCCUAUAUCGUCCAAACUCGCAUUGCUAAAAGUGCAGUUUUUGCUUAUUUUAAUCGUCUAAAAGUGCUUAAGGUGAUUCAUCAGUAAUUGUUCUAGACAUCAGAAUUUGCUGAAACUUCCCACAGGUGAAGUUUAUGAUAUGCCCAUUGGAAAAAAAGAAAAAAUGUUGGGGUCACCGAUCGAGCUCGUUUCGAAGAUAUGACAAGUGUAAAGACCACCUUUUCCCCCAUUUGGAGCCAUCUUGACCCUUUUACGAGUUACAGGAACUUCACAAUUGCCCAACCUUUAUUGUAUUUUUAACAAGGAUCUUACUAAUUAAAAAUGUCUAUCUAUCGUGAUUAUAAACAAGAAAACAUGGUUUUUUAGCGAAUCAAAAACCACUGUCGUGAUGCAAAUAUCUUUUCCCAUCUUCUCAGACAUGUUAUUUUUGGAAGCAUGCGCAAACUGCACAAAAAAUGUAAAAUAUUAUAAGUUGUAGAAAUAUUUUUCUCUUACUUUCUCAUAUGGCAUGUAAAAACGCAUAGAAGAACAAAAAUAUAUAAUAAAAAAGUAGGGUUACGGAUCUUCUUCAAGAGAUACAAGGGUUAAACAUGCAACAUGAUGUGGUUUAGUGUUAGUUGCACAGGGAGCCCUAGACAGAGUUUAGUUUAGUAUUAGUUACACAGCAGCCCUAGUCAUUAUUGAAGGUAUAUUUCCUGAAGCGCGCCAAAUCAAUGCAGAGUGAUUUCUCUUUGCCCUUACUCUUUCUUCAUCACUUUACAUAGUUCGACUACAGCACAUAUAUUAGCUAGCAUUUGUUAUUAGAUAUGCGCACUAAAAGUGGGCAAUGCAAAACUAAUGAGUCACCUUAAACUCGCAUUAUCUCGCGGCGAGUUACCACCCCCAGAGUAGACCUACAUUUAAAUUGGGUUUUUGAGGUCAACUGUUAGGACUGUUAGUUGUUCGAAGUUAAGAGAAAAUGCGCAUCAAAGUUGAAGCAUGAAUUAGCUACUUAAGCCCUGUUUAAACGGAUCCAACAUUGUUGGGCCAACAUCAUCCAACAUUGUUGAAGUAAUGGCUCAAACGGCUUCUUUUUCAAAUAUUUUGUCAAGACUAGGUUUAGGGUUUGAGUAAAGCUUAUCUAACCAAAAAGAUUUGAAAGAGAAGCGGUCAUAUCUAGUAUAGUAACAUUGUUGGAUGAUGUUGGUCCAACAAUGUUGGAUCCGUUUAAACAGGCCUUUACAGUCGAAAACUUGUAGAACUUGUAGAACUCGUCUUCAAAUGCAAUUUGGAGUCAGUUGCUGUUUCCAGUUAGUGGUCUGCCGUAACCGUCAAUUUUAACCUCUCUACUAACCAAUAACUUUUAAAUCUCAGUUGUCAAGCACAAAUACAACGAUCUUCUCGUUCGGGUGAAUUGGACAACUAUACACUCCGAGUGUGUAACCAACAUUAUAUAAUCAACAUUUUAAUUAUAAGAUUUAUUCAUUUUAAUUAUAACAUUUUAAUUGAUAAGAUUUAGAGUUGUGUAUAACCAACAUUUCAAUGUUGAUAUAUUAUGGCUGACAUGAUUUGCCACAAGGUUCAUGAAUUUUUAAUGAAUAUUUUAAAUAAUGAUAAUGAGCUAUUUAAAUUAAAAAUAGCUCAUUAUCAUUAUUUAAAAUAUUCAUUAAAAAUUCAUGAACCUUGUGGCAAAUCAUGUCAGCCAUGAUAUAUGACUUGAGCGACUUUGCAUCUGAUAAAACUCAUCUCAUUGGUAUUCUUUAUAAAAUUGUUCAUCCUAAUUAGUAUGUUUAAUAUAUAAUUGUUCAUCCUAAUUAGUAUUCUUUUGUAGUCGUAUUUUAAGCCAUUCAAAACACUCGAACUCGCGUUUUAACAUAUCUAAAACGUUCGGCUGCGCUUCACGCUUUAAAUAUGAUAAAACACUGAUUCCUUCUCGUGUUUUAAAUACUACAUAAUUCAGUCAUCAAUAUCAUUAACUUCUUUAUGUUAUACUUUCUUAGCCUGCCCAAUAAUCUGUACAGCACACGUUGAUCCAGUAUGUGGUUCUGAUGGGAAAACAUAUUCUAACGAAUGUGAAUUGUACCGGACUGCUUUUUGUGGGAGAAAAAAGAUCCGGAAAGUUCACGAUGGACCUUGCAGUGAGUAAAACAAUUUUAAGUCUUUAAGAUUUUAUAAUAAUACAGUUUGCUUGAAUCCACAAGAUUGAUUCUUUAAGCAAUUCAGGGGCGACUGUGAGAAGGAAGGCGGGAUGCGGAUGUUAUACAAAACAAACAUAAUUUCUCAAAUUCAUUAAUAAUUCAUCAGCAAUUCAGCCAAUGAUAAUCACCUAUUUGAUCACAAGAUGGCAUUUGGAUACUUGAUGAAAUUCACUAUACAGUGUGUAUAAAAAAAAGGCUAGUCUUUGAAAUUCAAAUUAUAGUCAUAAUUACAGUUAUCUCUAAUGAUACGCGACGAAAACAUGUCUUAUUUACAAAAGAGCUCAAUUAUAACUUCAUUUUAAUGCUGCUUGUACUGUACAGGGUAUUUCAUUGAGUUGUCCGUACAUGUCCCAUAAGUAGAGAAUCUUUUGUUUUACGGCUCGCUAAUUGAUUAGCAGUAGUUAUAAAUUCAAUACAAUAUGACCAAUUUGUUAGCCUUUUUUUAUACACCCUGUAGUGUUUUCAUCAAAUAUCUUAAUUACGCAUGCAAAAUUACUUGAAUAGAAUUCCUAAUUACGUUAUGCUUGGUUAAGAAUUCUAUUCAAAUCAGCAAACGAAAACAUUCUGUUACGUCUCGAUUCAUUUGAGAAGCCAUAUAAACAACGAGAGCGAGUGUACGUUUCACCGGGAUAUCCAAACACUCGAAAACAAUGUAUGAAGACACUCGCGCUUCGCGCUCGUGUUUUCCUACAUUGUUUUCUCGUGUUUGGACAUCCCGGUGAAACACUCCGCUCUCGUUGUUCAUAUAAUACAUCCAAUAUAGGACACAACAUUUUCCAAAUAAAUGAAAGUUAUGUGCGCAUUUGUAAUGACGUAUGGGAAAAAUUUGUACGGUGUUCAGUUCGCAUAAGCUACUAAACAGGUGACAACAAAAUUGUUGGAAACAGACAAUAACAAACCAUUAUAUUAUUAUAUAUAUAUAAUAUUGUUCGGAAAAACCUUUUAGCAAACUCAGUUGCACGGCUGUAUACUAUAACUGUAUGGCGUAUAACGCGUUCACGUUUUAAAGCGAGUUGUUAUAAUCUUUUUCCUUGCAUGAUAAAGUUUAUAUUUAGUAAACUACAUAUACAGCAUGAGUGGUCAGCGAAGAGUUGCCGUAUACAGGCUGAUACAACAUGCACUAACGAAAAUGCUAUACCUGUAUAUACUUCAUAAAUCUCAUUAAUAAUUCACGAGGAAAAUACCAAAGAAAUGAAUGUUUAACCAAUGUUUCUAAAUCGGAUAGAGAUUUGUCCUAAUUUACAUAAACAUCAGCUUUGAUUUUCUCGGGUUAGACAAUGUUUAUUUUAAAAUUACUUCGCCAAUGAACUCAUAAGAUGGGUCGUUUUGUCGUUCAGAUAAAGAUCGGCUGCUAGCUCAUGCAUGUUUAAAACUACUUACAGACCUGGGUUUUUCUCGAAAUAUAACGUCAAUUGGCCCGCGUUUUGUUAUUUACCCGUUACUUAUAUAAGAUUGUGAAUAUUAAUUUCUUUUGGAAUGUUGUAAAAUUGGGGACGGGAACAAAACGUUCGUCAAAUAGCCCCGGAGAUUUUUCGAAUGAUUGAAGCUUAGCAUAUUUCGUCCGCAAUUCCACCAUUUUAAUGCGCGCCACUCUUACUUCAAUAAAAUCCUUUAGCCCAUAUGGGAGCUGCUGCGGAUUUUGCGCAUUUAUUUCGCAGUCGUGAGACGUGCAGUAUAACCAUAUUCCAUUAUUGUAACUAAAGCCCGUUUAGUCCGUUUACACGAGCAAAUUUUAUUUGACAAAUAUCAUGUCAAAGAUAUUUUGCUCGUGUAGAUGAUAAAUUUGUGACAAAUGUAUUGGGACAAAUGCAUUUGAACAAAAGCUAGCUUUUGAUCAAAUGCAUUUGAUCAAAUGAAAUUUGUGAAAGUAAAAUUUGUUCUUGAGUCUUGUAAACGGGGCUUAAGUGUUAAGAGCCUAUAUAUACCAUUUCGCUUUAAAGAGAGCAGAUACGAACUUCGACGCAACAAAACCCCUGAGAAACCCAGGAUCAAUUAUAGGACAGAUUCUAUGAUGAUGAUGUUUUGGAAUUUUAUUUUACAAGAAUUUUAUUCAUAUUUCUUUCAUUUUCAGAAAAGUGAAAACUGUUACUAUAUAAGUGAAAGCUGGAAUGACAAGGAAAGACAACUCGAAAUUUGUUAGUAAUUACCUAGUAAUUGUUGUAAACAGUAGCUGCUUAUUAAAACGGAAAUAGAUUCAAACUUACAUCACUUUGGUUGUUGUGUUUAAUUUAUUGAUUUAGG
Molecule: messenger RNA, 9933 nt
Organism: Paramuricea clavata
Lineage: Eukaryota; Metazoa; Cnidaria; Anthozoa; Malacalcyonacea; Plexauridae
Source: the annotation of a GenBank genome assembly